Molecule: messenger RNA, 1392 nt
Organism: Sinocyclocheilus anshuiensis
Lineage: Eukaryota; Metazoa; Chordata; Actinopteri; Cypriniformes; Cyprinidae
Product: polymeric immunoglobulin receptor-like
Exons: 7
Coding region: 1-1314 (437 amino acids)
Cellular component (GO): plasma membrane
Molecular function (GO): transmembrane signaling receptor activity
Source: RefSeq, a predicted model, not a curated record
AUGAUUCAGAUCUGUGACGAUAAACUCCUCAUAUUUCACCUGCUGCUCCUCGUGUCAGUCUUGGCAUGUGAGACGAGUGAGAUCUUGACUUUCACUGCCCACGAAAGAGGGAACGUUGAUAUACAAUGUCCAUAUGAGUCUGGAUAUGAAGAACAGAAGAAGUAUCUCUGCAGAGGAGAGUGUCCAAUAGUGAUUAAUAAAGACAAACCUGUUGAAUCUGAAUCAGCAGCUAAAGAUAAGAGAUUCUCUCUGACUGACAAUAAAACAGCCCGGAUCUUCACCGUCACCAUCACUGAUCUGAGAACAGAGGAUCAAGGCAAAUACUGGUGUGGUGUAAAGACGGGAUUUGGAAAUUAUGAUUAUAAGAGAGAGAUUUACCUGGAAAUUAAACAUGUGUCCCGAGUGUCUGGUGUGACUGGAGAGCAUCUGAAAAUCACCUGCCGUUAUGACAAUGAACUGAAGGAUAAUGUCAAAAUCAUCUGCAAAGCAAGCAGCACGUCCCUCUGUGAGAAAUCUAUCAAAGUUUCAUCAGAGAAACACAGUAAUGGACGAUUCUCUCUGAGCGAUAAUGCAUCUGCAGGAGUUUUUACUGUGAACAUCGCUGAGCUGACAGAAGAGGAUUCUGGGAUAUACUGGUGUGGAGCUAUACAGAGAGGACAAGGGCACAAGAACAAGUGGAUUUCAGUCACUGAUCUCAAGAUUUCUGCAGUCUCAUCAGAGAGGGUGCCACCUAAACCACCAACAACAGCUUCAUUUCACACCAGCACACCAGCGACAGCAGAUACUGCAUCCGACAGAACCGUCACAUCUUCAUCAUCAUCUUCACCAUCAACAUCAGUGUUAAUGUUUUUCUCAUCGGCUGCUAAUGCAGUGUCACCAAAACCACAAACAGGUUUUGCACCAAUCAUCAUGGUGGUGGUCAUAGGGAUACUGACAGGGUUUGGAUUCUCAUUGUUCAUUUAUUUAAGACAAAUAAGGAAGGCAAAAGGGCAAAAGGAAGAAGGAACGCAGCCCACAGAUGUGGUUCAUGGCCCGUCUAACAAUCUGCCCAGUCGAUAUACUGGAGAAACUAAAGAAGCCACACAUACGGUCUACGAUUAUGAAGACGUUAGUAGCUCACUUGAUCAUCCUGACUAUAGUCUGGUCCUUCCAGCAUUUGCUAAACAUGACGCCUCUGUUUAUGCUUUAGCACAAUUACCCAGCAGCCCCUCUGACAAUCUCACUUACUCCAGCAUCAAAUUUACAGCUGCACAUCAUUCAGACAGGACUUCUGAUGGGCAGGAAACAUGCGGCUACGCAACCGUUAGACCAUAAAAGACUGAGGACACUCAUGGAGACCAGAUUAAACCUGAGUCACACCAAACUGAGAAUGCUUCUCACUUACUUUGUGAU